Messenger RNA from Lachancea meyersii CBS 8951, 651 nucleotides. The record is from the annotation of a GenBank genome assembly. Lineage: Eukaryota; Fungi; Ascomycota; Saccharomycetes; Saccharomycetales; Saccharomycetaceae.
AUGUCAAGAGCAAAGAGAGUUAUGAAGGAAUUGCAAGGGAUCAAAGACGAUCCUGAGGCCAAAGUUGACCUGCAACUGGUGAACGAGAACGACAUUCAUCUUUUGAAAGGAUCGUUUCUGGGACCUCCAGGAACACCAUACGAGAACGGUAAGUUUUUGGUAGACAUUGAGGUUCCCAUGGAGUAUCCGUUCAAGCCUCCUAAAAUGAAGUUUGACACCAAAGUCUAUCAUCCUAAUGUGUCUUCAGUGACAGGAGCCAUCUGCCUAGACAUAUUGAAAAAUGCAUGGUCACCAGUAAUAACGUUAAAGUCGGCUCUAAUCUCAUUACAGGCUUUAUUGCAGUCGCCUGAACCAAACGAUCCACAGGACGCCGAAGUUGCCCAGCACUUCAUCAGAAACCGCGAAUCUUUCAAUAGCACAGCUGCCUUUUGGACCAAGACGUACGCUCCCAUGGACUCCGUUUCGAGUGGAGAAACAUCUAUCGAUCAAGCUGCGCUUUACGGAAUUGACCGGACUCUGUUAGACCAAUUCGUGUCGCAAGGCUUCGCAGAGGCCAAGGUAGUUGAAGUCUUAAGGAGACUAGGAAUCAAGUCAAUGGAUGCAAACGACAAUGAAAGCGCCAACAAGAUUCUUGAAGAGCUGCUGCGUUAG